Exaiptasia diaphana is the source of this 1237-nucleotide messenger RNA. RefSeq lists its product as uncharacterized. The transcript is spliced from 2 exons. Lineage: Eukaryota; Metazoa; Cnidaria; Anthozoa; Actiniaria; Aiptasiidae. The record is from RefSeq and is a predicted model, not a curated record. The coding region runs from base 223 to 729 and encodes 168 amino acids.
CGUGAGGUUCGGUUCUCCGUGGCAAACAGAAAAUCCUCAAUUUUUGGACGAAAGUUCCAAAMAUAUUUGCUGGAGGUUUUCCAAUUUACCUUGCUGUAGGACAGAGAAGUCACUGUUUAAAUACAGCAAUUUUACUGAAAAAGAUCUACGCACGAGGGACAAUUUGUUGCGUUACUUUUGAAUAGAAUUCACCUCUGGUUGGAUUUGAGAUAUCGAACAACUAUGUGUUUUGAUGAAAAGAACUUCGACUCAAAAGAAGGUUUUGUUAGCCGUGCRAUUGAAAAACGUGUCCGUAACAAACGCCGACGUGAUCCUGAUAUGUAUGUGGAUGUGUUGUUGUCGUCCACUGUCAAAAGACUGAAAUAUGAGCUUGUCAAUGAACAGUACCAACGUAAGCAACUAGACGAGCGGGAAAUUUCCCAAAUUCCAAAAGACAGAGACAUCUUUUCCUCAAAUGUAUCAAUACAAAAGGAAUUACCUGAGGAAAGUGAGGUGAAAAUAGCUGUGGAGUGCUUGCAGUCUACAUUAUCAACMUUGGAUGCUGAGAUUCGAAGCGAGUCAUUGAGGAGUGCAGCAAAUCUACAAUGGAGAGUGCUGAAAAUUUACCUCAUCAUAGCACUGGAUCUAGAAAAUGUUGGACUCUUGUCCUCUGCCUUCCAGUGCAUUCUGGAAUAUAAAAGAUUGAGGAGUGAAUUCCCAAUUGUAAUAUUGUAUUUAUUGUCAGAGUGACAUUUCUGUAUAUACCAUGUUUAUAAAAUGAAGAAUUUUAUCAUAUUUAAAGAAAAAAAGAGUAUUUUAUGCUCUAAUGAAGUACAUAUUUUGCAUUGCCAAAUUUGGAGUUGAGAUCUCUAAGGCGUUGCAAAGUACCUGCUCUAGGUUCAUUAUAUUAAAACCUCUGGAGAAAUAUGUAAAUCUGUUAUUUUGAUACAAGGAAUCAGCUGCUUUUACAAAAUAAUGCUCUAAUAACUUUCUUACAAAACUAACAUAAAGAAAUUCCAUUGCAGUUUCUUUGUUGUAUCUGAUAUUUCAUAAAAUUAAAAUAAACCACUAAUUGAUGAAUAAAGAAAUGAAAGGCAUUGGCUAUUAACCAAAUUAGACCAGUUACAGCAGUGGUUUUUGAAACCAGUAUCCACACCAAUGGGCAAAUAAAUUGGUAUUGUUAUAAAUUCUUUUGUAUUGUAAUAUAUUUUAAUGUGGCAUGUACUGGUACAUCACAAAUAAAACUGACUUUGCUCUA